AUGUCCAGCACCGGUAGUCACUUCGACGGAAGCUCCGGAGACGAGGAGGAGCUGGCGCUUCGUAUUGCGCUCGAGUGGUCACGGGUCGAUAUGGGCGGCAGCUCCAGGUGGGAGGACAACGUGGGGCGCUCCGUCCCCACCACAAAGUUCCGCCCCCGCAAUCCCGAGCGGCGGGACAGUUAUGUGCUCGACUGCCGCCAUGGCCGCAUUCUUCUUGGGUGUAGGUGGUACGAUGAGGGGGAGGAGGAAGCUGACGAGCAGUUGAAAGAGGAAGAAGAUGAUAUCGAGGAGGACGGUGAGGGGGAAGAAGCUGACAAGGAGGAGGAAGAAUAUGAUACGGAUGAGGAGGGGGAGGAGGACGACGAAGAUGAAGAUGAGGGGAAGGAAGAUGACAGGGUCUCGAAGAUGGUCGUCUGGGACCCCGUGUCGGGAAAGCCGAAUCCAGUUGCGCGGUCUUGA
Molecule: messenger RNA, 459 nt
Organism: Triticum turgidum subsp. durum (durum wheat)
Lineage: Eukaryota; Viridiplantae; Streptophyta; Magnoliopsida; Poales; Poaceae
Source: the annotation of a GenBank genome assembly